Messenger RNA from Castor canadensis (American beaver), 1283 nucleotides. RefSeq names its product low density lipoprotein receptor class A domain containing 3 (gene Ldlrad3). Gene Ontology annotation, molecular function: protein binding. NCBI's taxonomy places the organism in Eukaryota, Metazoa, Chordata, Mammalia, Rodentia, Castoridae. Gene Ontology annotation, biological process: receptor-mediated endocytosis. Gene Ontology annotation, cellular component: plasma membrane. The record is from RefSeq and is a predicted model, not a curated record.
GGCGGGCGGGCGAGGGCGGGGGAGGGCGGGCGAGAGGGCGGGGCCGGCGCAGAGGGGCGGGGUCAGCGCUGAGGCCGCGGGGGCAGCGACGGCGCCGGGCAGCGGAGCUGCGGCCACGCCAUGUGGCUGCUGGGGCCGCUGUGCCUGCUGCUGAGCAGCGCCGCGGAGAGCCAGCUGCUCCCUGGGAACAAUGUCACCAAUGAGUGCAACAUUCCAGGCAACUUCAUGUGUAGCAAUGGGCGUUGCAUCCCGGGUGCGUGGCAGUGCGACGGGCUGCCUGACUGCUUUGACAAGAGUGACGAGAAGGAGUGCCCCAAAGCUAAAUCAAAAUGUGGCCCGACGUUCUUCCCCUGCGCCAGCGGCAUCCACUGCAUCAUCGGCCGCUUCCGCUGCAACGGCUUUGAGGACUGUCCCGACGGCAGCGACGAAGAGAACUGCACAGCCAACCCCCUGCUCUGUUCCACCGCCCGCUACCACUGCAGGAAUGGCCUCUGCAUUGACAAGAGUUUCAUUUGCGACGGGCAGAACAACUGUCAAGACAACAGCGACGAGGAAAGCUGUGAAAGUUCUCAAGAACCAGGCAGCGGGCAGGUGUUUGUGACCUCGGAGAACCAGCUUGUAUACUAUCCCAGCAUCACCUACGCCAUCAUCGGCAGCUCUGUCAUCUUUGUGCUGGUGGUGGCCCUGCUGGCACUGGUCUUGCACCACCAGCGGAAGCGGAACAACCUCAUGACACUGCCUGUGCACCGGCUGCAGCAUCCUGUGCUGCUGUCCCGCCUGGUGGUCCUGGAUCAUCCCCACCACUGCAAUGUCACCUACAAUGUCAACAAUGGUGUCCAGUAUGUGGCCAGUCAGGCAGAGCAGAGCGCCUCGGAAGUAGGCUCCCCGCCCUCCUACUCAGAGGCCCUGCUGGACCAAAGACCUGCGUGGUACGACCUUCCUCCACCGCCUUACUCUUCUGACACGGAGUCUCUGAACCAAGCCGACCUGCCCCCUUACCGCUCUCGGUCGGGGAGUGCCAACAGUGCCAGCUCCCAGGCAGCCAGCAGCCUCCUGAGCGUGGAAGACACCGGCCAUAGCCCAGGGCAGCCUGGCCCUCCAGAGGGCACCACCGAACCCAGGGACUCUGUGCCCACCCAGGGCACUGAAGAAGUAUAAAAUUCAGCUAUUCCAAAGUCCAUGUGGGUUAAUCUGCUCCAACUUGUUCCAUUCUAACAACUUGUGCUUGUGGGAAACUCUUUGAACUCCUUUAAGAGUGUCUCGAGUUGAGGUUUGGGAUGUCA